This is a messenger RNA of Scaptodrosophila lebanonensis, 817 nucleotides long. RefSeq names its product probable prefoldin subunit 2 (gene Pfdn2). Gene Ontology annotation, cellular component: prefoldin complex; cytoplasm. Lineage: Eukaryota; Metazoa; Arthropoda; Insecta; Diptera; Drosophilidae. The transcript has 2 exons. Bases 59 to 496 code for a protein of 145 amino acids. Gene Ontology annotation, molecular function: protein folding chaperone. Gene Ontology annotation, biological process: protein folding. The record is from RefSeq and is a predicted model, not a curated record.
UAAAUGUGAGAACCGAAAUUCGUAUCCAUCCCCAUCUGUUUAAGUUUAACUAAAAAUCAUGAGCAGCGAUUCCGCACAGGCCGCUAAAGGUCAGGAAAAGGUUGUUGCCCAGUUUCAACAGCUGCGCAAUGAUCAAAGAAACCUAGCCAACAGUCUAAACACACUGGAAAUGGAUUUGCGUGAACACAAGACUGUGAUAGAAACGCUGAAAUCGGUCGAUCAGGAUCGCAAAUGCUUUCGUCUCAUUGGCGGCGUGCUCUGCGAGCGUACCGUAAAGGAAGUCUUACCUCAGCUGGUGGAGAACAAGGACUUCAUAGAGAAGAAAAUUCGUCUAGUCAACGACGAUUUAAGCAAAAAGGGUCAAGAGAUUAACAAAUUCAAGGAGGAGCACAACAUUAAGAUCCGCGGCGAACAUCUCAGCGCAGAGCCACAAAAAUCUGCCGAAGCCGACAGUGGCAGCAAGGCUGAAAAUCGAAAUGUGCUGGUGUCCAACUAACUGGCCAGACUGGCAGACACAAAUCAAGGCAAAUCAAGGAGUUCGAUCUACAAUUGAAGAAAUAGUGUGUCAGAAGCCUUGAUGUGUUUUGCUUUAAUCCAAAGCAAGGAAUGAACGAAACGUAUUUUACAUUUUCCGGCUGCAGCGACAGCUGCACCCAAAACAAUAAUGCAUUAUUGCAAUGAAAAAUUCUAAUGUUAUACUUUGUAAUUUUAGCUUUAAGGCGGAAUUCACACCCAAACAAAAACACACACGUAACAAACUCAUUGUCAUAACGAAAGUAACGUUUGCAAUUAAAACAAAAACACACAUUUAAAAAAA